GUCAGUGAGAGGAAGCCAGAAGGAAGAAGACUCAUACUGAGAAUAAUCUCCUGGAUUUUUCCUCUCCCUCCGAGAUCUGGAUAUUCUGUGCAGCACGGCUUGACAGAGAGACAGCCCAGACACAGCAAGAAGGGAUGGUCGACGGAUCACCUGCUUCUUAUUAUUAGGCUUUUUGCAGGCAUCGUUGGAGAUGCCCUUUUAAGUCCAUCCGUCUGGAGAGUGCUGUUUACAGUGAGCGAAAGGGAGAUUCUACCACACAGCAGUUCUCACAAUGGGUGAUAAAGGCACACGGGUCUUCAAGAAAGCAAGUCCCAAUGGAAAGCUCACAGUGUACCUGGGAAAAAGGGAUUUUGUGGACCAUGUGGACCUUGUUGAGCCUGUGGACGGAGUGGUUUUGAUAGAUCCUGAGUACCUGAAGGAGAGAAAAGUGUUCGUUACUCUCACGUGCGCUUUCCGUUAUGGACGCGAGGACUUGGAUGUCUUGGGGUUAACGUUCCGGAAAGAUCUUUUUGUGGCGAACAUUCAGGCCUUUCCACCAGUGCCCCAGGAAAAGAAGAGCCUGACUCGUCUCCAGGAGCGUCUGAUAAAAAAGCUUGGAGAACAAGCUUACCCUUUCACAUUUGAGAUUCCAAUCAAUCUUCCAUGUUCAGUCACCCUGCAGCCGGGACCAGAGGACACAGGAAAGGCCUGCGGGGUUGACUUUGAGGUGAAAGCUUUCUGCGCAGAGAAUGUUGAAGAAAAAAUCCACAAAAGGAACUCAGUGCGUCUGGUAAUCAGGAAGGUCCAGUACGCCCCGGAGAAACCAGGGCCUCAGCCCAUGGCAGAGACCACCAGGCAAUUCCUCAUGUCUGAUAAGCCUCUGCAUCUUGAGGCUUCGCUGGAUAAAGAGAUCUAUUAUCAUGGGGAGCCGAUCAGUGUUAAUGUACAUGUCACCAACAACACGAAUAAGACAGUGAAGAAAAUGAAGAUUUCAGUGCGUCAGUAUGCGGAUAUUUGCCUGUUCAACACUGCACAGUACAAGUGCCCUGUCGCAACUGAGGAGUCAGAUGACAUUGUGGCUCCGAGUGCAACAUUUUGUAAAGUUUUCACCCUCACCCCUUUCCUUGCCAACAACCGAGAAAAACGUGGUCUUGCACUGGAUGGAAAACUAAAGCACGAAGAUACAAAUCUAGCAUCAAGCACAUUCAGGUUACGGGAGGGGGCCAACAAGGAAAUUCUUGGCAUUAUUGUGUCAUACAAAGUCAAAGUGAAGCUGGUUGUGUCUCGAGGCGGACUUUUAGGGGACCUUGCCUCAAGUGACGUGUCUGUAGAACUGCCCUUCACGUUGAUGCACCCUAAACCAAUUGAAGACUCAAUCUACAGAGAUGCACCAGACGAAACACCGAUAGACACAAACCUCAUAGAAUUUGAAACAAACGAUGAUGACAUCAUUUUUGAAGACUUUGCACGGCAGAGGCUCAUUGGUGCGAAAGAUGACAAGGAUGAGGAUGACGAAGGAACAGAUUCGCCCAAGCUGAAUGACAGAUAAAGUUGGCUGUGUUUCCUGUGUUAUAAUGCUGUGGUAUUGGGAAGCUAAAGACCCCUUAGGUAAACCAGAGUCCGGGAGACCCUUUAAAUACUCACAGUGGUACCGUUGUCGUGUUCUUGUUCACAUUUGUUAUCGCCAUACAGUGAGGAUGUAAAAACUAGAAUAAUGCAGGCUAGACAGUGUGGUAAAAGGGGGGGAUGUUAAGUAUGGAACAGUUCUGAACCCUUGUUGGCCAGUUUAAGCAGUGGUUAUAGCGUUUCAUCAUGACUCAAACAUACUACAGUGGUAGCAUGCCUAUAUGUCACUUUGUUAUACUUGUUUUUCAUUAGGACAGAGCAAGAGAAACUUUAUAUGACAAUUGUAUUUAAUACACUACAACACAUGUAAGGAAAUUGAUUUGUUAUGACUAUAUGUGUUGCCAAACUUCAUCUCUUGUUGACUUUUGGGGAAAUGAGUGGGCAAUGCGCAACUGUAAAAACGUAACAAGUACUCCUAGACAGUAAUUAUAACUAAUUUUACCCCAAAAAGCUUAACCUCAUCUUGAGAAUUUAGCUAUAAAAUUAAGCUUUCAGGGUAUUGCACUUUACACUGGGAUAACUAGAGAAGCCUAUGUGUGUGUUCUAUUUUUUGGGAAGAGGGUCUGGAAAAGGAAUACUAUGACAACAUUCUAUUGUAUGAUGCAUUUCUGACUAGAUAGGAAAGCCCCCCCUAGUAAGAUAUUGUGGCCUCCGGCUCCCUUGGACUCAAAGACAGAUCACUAUGAAACACGAGUGGAGAUGCAUACUCACCAAGUGAUGCAACAAAGAUCCUUAUAUAAAUGAGUGGCCUUGCAUAAAACAUAGACAGGUGUUUUGUGAACAGGAUUAAUAAUAAGACUUUAUAGGUACAACAUUUAUUUUGAAAAUACAAAUUGAGCCAUUUACAGUAACACAGGUCAUUUACUCUGUAAGAUGGUUGUGUAGCGGUGAAGUCAUACUAUUUUGCCACAAUUAGUUUAUUUUUAUUGAAACUCUCAUCUUGGGAGUAGUAUAAAUUCCAUACAAAAGACCAACAAAUUCCUUGUGGGUGUAACAUUUUGCGCAAAACAAUGUGUAGGAUCCUGUGCUGAGCCAAUAUACAUAUUAUUGACAGUAGAGAUCAUCUUGAUAGAUCAUCAAUCCCUGAUCUUGUAAAUUAUAAUCUCUUGAGAAUGGUGUUGUUCCUGCUGCAGACAGGAUAAGUGAUUCAUGUUUUCUGCGAAACACAUCCUCCUUUUUUUCCCUGUGUAAGAACGAUCAUAGAAAAGGAACCAAGGACUUACUUUCUUCAAAUUCAGAUAUCAGUUUUUUUAAUCCACAUAUAAUGUUUGGAAUAGUGAAAUGCAGUGCAGAGUUGUGGAACAUCUGGAACAUAUUAAUGUGUAAUAUGUACCAUACUAAUGUACCAUACAUAAUAGGAAACAUGCUUGUUUUAUCCAACUCUCUGAUAUUUGAAAACACAAAUCUUAUUAAUCUCAUGGAUGAGGAUAUUGUUUAUUUAUUGGUGCAACUUCUCUAUAUCAAAAUCACCCAUACGUUUUUACAAUAAAGUAUAAUUGAAAAAUAUUAUUAUUAUUAUUAAAUAAAUCUAUUGAAAUAAUCAGCUCUUUUAAAGGGGUGAUGACAAAAUCUGUAUGUUCAACUGCAUCUUUAAUAAAAUUAUAUUUGUGGC
Molecule: messenger RNA, 3217 nt
Organism: Hypomesus transpacificus
Lineage: Eukaryota; Metazoa; Chordata; Actinopteri; Osmeriformes; Osmeridae
Gene: arrb1
Product: arrestin, beta 1
Exons: 17
Coding region: 272-1528 (418 amino acids)
Biological process (GO): visual perception; signal transduction; G protein-coupled receptor internalization
Molecular function (GO): G protein-coupled receptor binding
Source: RefSeq, a predicted model, not a curated record